AUGUCUACGUUCUUCUACGGUCACCAGCAACAGCACCAGCACCAGCAACACCCUCACCACGGUGCUGCCGCCCACAUGGCCAACUCAAACAACCACCAUGGGGGUCGUUCCCGUCGGGGACCCAAGAUGGCUGCCCAGAAUGCUCAGCGCCAGUUCAGAGGUGUCAAGAGCAUGCGGGAGCUUGCUGAGGCCCCUGCUGUGACUGCUUUCCGUGCCCGUUUCGAAGCUGGACGGUCUUUUGACCUGGAUGACGACCUGGAGUUUUGCCCCAGUCUCCUGACGGAAGAUGAUCUGCACUCCAUUCACUCUGCUUCCUCGGAUCGGUCAUCUCUCUCCAGUGGAUCUCCCGAUACCUCUCCUCUCCAGCACCAAAUCCAGCCUGUCCAGCAGGUCACUCCCUCCAUCUCCCUGUCUCCUGCCUCCAGCAACUCCUAUGUUCACUCAGGGGUUAGCGGUAAUCUUAAUCACGUGAACUUCCAGCAACCGUCCGCAGUCCGCACCCGUAAGGUUAUCCCGAUCGUCAACCCCAAUACUGGCAUGACCUUGACGAGCCCGCCCACGUCGAUCUCCCCGGCCUCGAUGCAGAAUGCCCAACGUCGGUGGUGA
This is a messenger RNA of Aspergillus tubingensis, 606 nucleotides long. RefSeq names its product DUF4452 domain-containing protein. The record is from RefSeq and is a predicted model, not a curated record. Bases 1 to 606 code for a protein of 201 amino acids. The transcript is spliced from 2 exons. NCBI's taxonomy places the organism in Eukaryota, Fungi, Ascomycota, Eurotiomycetes, Eurotiales, Aspergillaceae.